Messenger RNA from Aphidius gifuensis, 477 nucleotides. RefSeq names its product ribonuclease P protein subunit p20 (gene Rpp20). Gene Ontology annotation, biological process: tRNA 5'-leader removal. The record is from RefSeq and is a predicted model, not a curated record. The transcript has 3 exons. Gene Ontology annotation, molecular function: nucleic acid binding. Gene Ontology annotation, cellular component: nucleolar ribonuclease P complex; nucleus; ribonuclease MRP complex. The coding region runs from base 10 to 477 and encodes 155 amino acids. Lineage: Eukaryota; Metazoa; Arthropoda; Insecta; Hymenoptera; Braconidae.
UAUGACAGAAUGGCUGAUUCAAGUGAUGAAAAAACAAUAAUUGAAAUAAAUAAAAUUAUUGUUGAUAAUAAUGAUGAUAAUAGUGCAAUGAAAUUAAAUUGUCCUGAUCAUAUUAUCAGGAAGAGAUUACCAUUGUCAUUUCCAAAAAGAAAUAAAGAUAUUUAUGUUACAAAGAAAACUAAUUUUCAGGCACAAUUAAAUAAAUGUGAAAAAUUAUUAUCAAAUGGUGAAAGUGAAAUAAUUAUUCAUGGACUUGGAGCAGCAAUUAAUAAUGCUUGUAAUCUAGCUCUUACAUUAAAAAAAAAUCAUAAUGGUACAUUAGAUAUUGAUGUUAAUACAUCAACAGUUAAACUUAUUGAUGAUUUAGAGCCAACAACUGAUGAUGCUGAUUAUGAAUUAAAUACAAGAAAUAAUUCAUCAAUUCACAUUAGAGUAUUUAGAACAAUAAAUAUUGGUGGAUUAAAAUAUGAACAAUAA